CGUACAUACUACGACCAUGGCAGAUUCCGACGCCCACACUCCCUCCCCUGCUCCCAGCAUCGGUCCUCGCAUCGCUCCUCCCUCGAAACGCCAACGACGCUUCAAGCCUGGCGUGGCUGCUCUCCGAGAGAUCCGGAAGAUACAGCAAUCGACAAGCUUCUGCCUCCAGAAGACCCUCUUCCAGCGACUGGUCCGAGAGGUUACCCAGAGCACCAAGCAUGCCGAGCAUGAAGGCGGCCUUCGUAUUCAAGCAAGCGCAUCGGAGGCGCUCCAGGUUGCGUCUGAGGAUUUAUUGACGUCUGUUUUUGAGAUGUCGAACUUGGCUGCUAUCCAUGCCCAUCGUGUCACCAUCCAGCAAAAGGACAUGGUCCUGGUGAAGAAUAUCCUGACGAUAGGAGACCACCUUGGUACAGCCUAGCGCGCCGAUACUACGGAUAAUCUUAUCGAAAAACGGAAGACAAAUAACGAAAUCAGUCACAAGCGGUCAUUGUUGCUGACUGGCCGUCGCCCGACUAAGCCUUUCUGCCAGAACACCCACUAGGCUUACCGAGAUGGAUGAGGUCGGCAUGCUUUAUGAUGUUAUAGGCAUGAUGAACGUAUGCUACAGAAUGCAGAUUCUAUGGUUAUGCAUGGAGGGGUUAUAGUAUACUAGUUGCUGAAUCAAACGGCCAAAUACAAACUCGUUAAACAUA
Messenger RNA from Colletotrichum phormii, 692 nucleotides. Its product is annotated as histone H3. Bases 17 to 418 code for a protein of 133 amino acids. The record is from RefSeq and is a predicted model, not a curated record. Gene Ontology annotation, cellular component: nucleosome. Lineage: Eukaryota; Fungi; Ascomycota; Sordariomycetes; Glomerellales; Glomerellaceae. The transcript has 5 exons. Gene Ontology annotation, molecular function: protein heterodimerization activity; structural constituent of chromatin; DNA binding.